AUGUCACUCUCAAAGCCCAAGACCAGCGAGGAUUCAGUAUCAUUGGAGAAGCCUCAUGUUUCUACCUACCAGAGCAAUGAAGACACGCAAGGUCCGACUUUCGAUAGCACUCGUACGUCUGCCCUAUUGCGCAAAUUAGAUUGGAACAUUGUUCCCUUUCUGUCAUUGUUAUACUUGCUUUCAUUCCUUGAUCGAACAAACAUUGGCAAUGCGCGACUAGCUGGUUUGGAGCAGGAUUUAAACAUGAAAAAUCUCGAUUAUAAUAUUGCGCUCGCCGUCUUCUUUCCGUGGUAUGUUGCUGCGGAGAUACCAAGCAAUAUUAUGAUGAAGCGAACGAGUCCCUCACUUUGGUUGUGCAUUAUUAUGCUCGCCUGGGGUAUAUCGAUGACCCUGAUGGGACUGGUCAAGAAUUUUGCGAGCUUACUCAUUGUUCGUAUGGCACUUGGACUUGCAGAGGGCGGUCUAUUCCCCGGAGUUACGUGGUACAUCACUUUAUGGUACCGCAGGCAUGAAUGUGGCCUGCGUAUGGCCAUUUUCUUCUCUGCCGCUACACUUGCGGGUGCAUUUGGAGGUCUUCUGGCUCGUGGAAUCUCUGAAAUGAAGGGCGUUGGAGGAAAGCCAGGGUGGGCUUGGAUUUUUAUUCUAGAAGGUAUAGCAACGGUUGUUGUUGCGGCAUUCGCAAAGUGGAUUAUUCACGACAACCCCGAGACCGCCAGAUUUUUAACAGAAGAGGAACGAACUGAGAUCAAAGCCCGGCUGAAGCUGGAUCGUACUUCGCUAGCGGAUGAGUAUCAUAUACGCUACCUUUACGCCGCUCUUCGCGAUUGGAAAAUAUACGUCCACAUGCUCAUUACUAUCGGCAUAUACACUCCGCUUUAUUCUAUCUCGCUAUUUCUUCCGACGAUUGUCAAAAAUAUGGGGUACAGCAAUAAUAGGUCACAGCUGAUGAGUGUGCCACCUUACGUCGUUGGCUGUGUUGCCACAAUCUCCGCCGGUUACUUUGCAGAUAAGUCUAAGGAGCGAGGUCGUUAUAUGAUGGCGUGCUGCCUCGUUGCGAUUUUUGGCUUCGUCCUUCUUAUCUCUACCAGCAACUCCCAUGUCCAAUACGCCGGAACCUUUUUUGCAGUCUCUGGAAUUUAUCCUAAUGUACCCAUGGGAGUUGCGUGGAAUGGCAACAACAUUGGAGGAUCGACUAAACGAGCUGUCGGUAUUGCGAUGCAUGUUGGUUUCGGAAACUUGGGAGGGGUAAUAUCUGCCUUCGCUUAUCGUUCCAAAGACGCACCUCGAUACUACUCUGGGCACGGACUUCUGAUUGCGACAGUGUCCAUGAGCUUUGUCUUAUCACUCUUCAUGCAUCUUUAUCUUAAGCGUGAGAAUGCCAGACGCGAUGCGAGCAUGAAAAGCUUAGGAUAUACUCUCGACUCGUACACCGAGGAGAUGAAGCACUCUGAGCGAGAAAAGGGGGACUAUGCAUCUUUUUUCCGCUACACUACUUAA
Molecule: messenger RNA, 1497 nt
Organism: Psilocybe cubensis
Lineage: Eukaryota; Fungi; Basidiomycota; Agaricomycetes; Agaricales; Agrocybaceae
Product: putative transporter
Exons: 9
Coding region: 1-1497 (498 amino acids)
Biological process (GO): transmembrane transport
Cellular component (GO): membrane
Molecular function (GO): transmembrane transporter activity
Source: RefSeq, a predicted model, not a curated record